AAAAACAAGUUUCACAUUGCUAAAGGGCUGGCUUGCCUAGUGGUAUACAAUUCAAGACAAAGAAGACAUUUUCGCUCCACAAUAACCCAUCCGCCUACGUAUUCAACGAAGUUAUAGCUGCCGACUCAGACCUAUACUAAAAUCCAAAUCUAAUUUCCAGCAUUCUACGCGAAACCCCUUCAAGAACCAUCCCAGAAUGUAUGAACGGACACUCCGUCUGUCCUGCGAGGAAGUUUCCAAAGUUUUGUACGUCGUGGGUACAGAGCUGCAAGUGAACAUCGGCAGGUGUGCCCCCUCCACAUGCAAGUCGUUCUCAGUGCGAUGCAGCCCCACGGUGAAGUACAGGAUCUCCCCCCCUACACAGGCCCAGACCACGGUCACCCCCCUCACCCCGAACUCCACCCUCAUCGUCACCAUGGAUACUGCCAGCGAGCAUGCCUUCGACAGCAAGCUGUCUGUGCGUUACUAUGGAGAGCAGGCUGAGACAUGGGGGACAGCUGUUCUGCACCUCACUGCAGUCGAGAUCUCCCUGGACGUGGAUGCGGAUCGGGACGGCGUGGUGGAGAAGAACAAUCCCAAUAAGGGGUCCUGGAAGUGGGGUCCUGAGGGCCACGGGGCCAUCCUGCUGGUGAACUGUGACUCUGAGAGUUUCUUCAUGAAGAGCCCAGACUACAAGAGCUCGAAAAUAACCAAGGUUUCAGACCUGAAGGACAUGUCCCGCAUGGUCGUUCGGACCAAAGGCCCAGCCGAGCUUCCCGCUGGCUACAAGCUGACUCUGCACGUAUCUCAGACUGAUGCAGAGAAAAUCCGGGUUUUCCGGGAUGGGAAACAGGGACGUUCCCCAACUUACAAGAACAUAUUCUCAUACUUUAUCAAAGACUAUCCGCUGGUUUUAAGCCCCGACAACGUUUGCCAGGAAAUACCGUAUAACGGGGGCAGCUUUGAGGCCGAUUUCUUUGUGGAAGGCCUUCGGUUUGCAGAUAAAGAUUUUAACGGCCUGCUGACCAUCAAUCUGAGUCUCCUGGAGCCCACCUCCCCCUUGUUCCCCGAAACGCCCAUCUUCACAGACAAGGUGAUGUUCCAUGUGGCCCCCUGGAUCAUGACGCCCAACACCCUGGAUCCGUUGGAGGUGUUCAUCUGCAGAACCUCGGAUAACGACGCGUUCCUGAAGGGGAUGGCACAGCUGGUGAAGCAGAGUGGCUGUGAGCUGAAGAUCUGCCAUGAAUUCCAGAACCGAGGGGACCGCUGGAUCCAGGACGAGAUGGAGUUUGGCUACAUCGACUCGCCCCAUCACCGUUUCCCUGUGGUUCUGGAUUCUCCCCGGAGAGGAGACCUUGAUGACUACUGCUAUGACGAGCUGCUGGGGCCGGACUUUGGCUAUGUGACCAGGUCGUCCUGCGAGAUGGAGGUGAACAGUCUUGAUUCGUUCGGGAACCUGGAGGUGAGCCCGCCCGUCACAGUGAAUGGGCGGAGCUAUCCCCUGGGCCGGAUCAUCAUUGGAGUAGCCUUUCCCACAACCCACCACGGACGGAACAUGGCCAAGGUCGUCCAGGACUUUUUGUGGGCCCAGAAAGUCCAAGAGCCAAUUGCACUCUUCUCUGAUUGGCUGACUGUUGGUCAUGUGGACGAAUUCAUGAGCUUUGUCCCUGCUCCUGACAGAAAGGGGUUCCGGCUGCUCUUAGCCAGCCCAGACGCUGGUUACAGACUCUUCCACAGACUACAGAGCGAUGGUCACGGGCAGGCCAUGAUGUUCGAGGGGGUUUCGGGUAAAAAACUGAUCUCUGUGGACGACAUUCUAAAUGACCCUCAACUCAAGUACAUGAACAACUAUGUCCAGGGCUGCAUAGACUGGAACAGGGACGUCCUGAAGAAGGAGUUGGGAUUGGAGGAGGAUGACAUCAUAGACCUGCCCAUCCUGUUCCACAUGCCAGAGGAGGAGGAGGAGAACCUGGCCGUGGCGUACUACCCCGACAUGGUGAACAUGAUCGUGUUGGGGCGGAACCUGGGCGUGCCCAAGCCCUUCGGCCCACGGGUGGGCGGGACCUGUGCAUUGGAGGCGGAGCUCUGCGCUCUGAUGGCGCCACUCGGACUCACCUGCUUCUUCAUCGACGACUUCGCCUCCUACCACGAGAUACUGGGAGAGGUGCACUGUGGGUCCAACACACGCCGCCAGCCCUUCACCCAGAGGUGGUGGAACCUGGAGCCGAGAGAGUGAGAGAG
Molecule: messenger RNA, 2220 nt
Organism: Conger conger (European conger)
Lineage: Eukaryota; Metazoa; Chordata; Actinopteri; Anguilliformes; Congridae
Gene: padi2
Product: peptidyl arginine deiminase, type II
Exons: 16
Coding region: 197-2215 (672 amino acids)
Cellular component (GO): cytoplasm
Molecular function (GO): calcium ion binding; protein-arginine deiminase activity
Source: RefSeq, a predicted model, not a curated record